AUGGUUUACGAUAGACGCAAUGUUUUGAAUGUGGUGAUGGUGGGUUUGCGAAUAAUGAAUCAUCAGAUUAUUGAUUCGACUUCAGAAUCAUCAGAAAGCAGUAAAGACGAGGAAUUACAAGCAUUAGAUGGUCUUAGUGAUAGAAGAACGGUGAUCACAAGACUUGAGAAUUAUGUGGAAAAAGUUUUACCUGCACUAAGUGUCCAGGAAUUUAAGUCACAUUUUAGGACUCUGGGCAAUGUCUCUGCCACUGCGCUGCCAGAUUCUGAGUCAUCUCAGCAGUUAUCCCAGCAAUCGUCCCAGCAAUCUUCUCUUUGGAAUGAUGAAAUCAUCAUUCAAGAAGAAGAUGCUAUGGAAUUAGGGAAUAGUUCUGCAUGUUCAGAUUCAGAAGCAGCAGGCCCUAGAGCAGGCCCAUCCACCAACCCUACACCACCACCAACAGCUAAAACUGUUUCUCAAAAAGCUCUGCAGGAGCAUAAAAGGCCGAUUCUCACUAGGAGCGGUGCUGCGCGGCGCGGCGCGGUGCGGCGCGGCAAAAGUCGCUUGCAAUUAUUUGCUUGCGAUAUUUGCAAGAAGAAGUGGAAAACACUUAGGGAUGCUUUUCAAAAGGCUGCAAAAAGUAUGCAAACAAAAUCCGGGCAAGCUGCAACAAUUAGCAGAAAAUGGAAAUAUUGGGAUGCGAUGAGCUUUCUUUUGCCGCAUAUUAAAGGAAGGGAGACGCAAACAAACGUUUGUAGUGACGAAACAGGUGAGAACUUCGAAGAUGGAGAUGAAAUUGAUUCUGAAAGCCAUUUUGAACAAACCGAGGAAACCGAGGAACAAACCUUCGAAAAUAAUUAUCAUGAAAACCCGACAAGUCCAUCCGUAUCGCUGCCUACUACCCAACAGUCUUGUUCUUCAAGUGCAGUGAAUGUUUCAAGACCAGUAUCUCGUGUUGCAAGCGCAAAAAGUGACGCGGUUCCAAAUAAAAAAAAUAAAAGUGCACCUAGAACAGCGGAAUCUAUGCCAGAGAUACUAAAAGAAUAUAUACAAGAAAAAAAACGCAGCCGUUUAGAAAAACAAACUUUGGCAACUGCGACACAAUCAACAGAUAGUAAAGAUAGCGCACUUCUAGAAUUUUUCACAAGCAUGGCGAAAACUACGUCCACAUUUCCCCCAUUAUGGCAGGCUAAAGUAAAAAAUAAGAUCUUUGAAAUAGUAAAUUUCCAUGAAUUGGCGCUUUUAGAAGCUUCCUCAGCCUCACCGGCUCCACCACUAGUUACAGAAAGUCUUACACAACCUCAAACACAAUCAACUGUACACACACAGCAGAUGCAUAUUCUUCCAAUGCAAAAUCAGUCACCAGUGCAAAACCAAUCAACCACCAAUUCUUUACUUUGCUACAAUAACGAGUCAUUAUUACACUCAUUACAGCCUCCUUCAGCAGCAUACUAUUCAUCAUUCGCAGCUCAAUUAUCUGCUAUUGAAAAAAGUUCUGGGCAAAAUAUUAUGAGACCAACUACAGAUGCAGGUACCGCGCCGCGCCGCUCCGCGCCGCUCGGCACCGCUCUAGUGAGAAUCGGCCUUAAGGAGAACUUGAAAACCUGGAGAGGAAGGAAGAGACCAAUAAAAGCAUUUGAAGAAACAGUGUCGAAAGCAUUCGAUCAAAUAGGUGCAUACCUUCAAGCACCUGAGGUUCCUGAUGAUGAUGAAGACAUUCUUUUCGCAAAGUCUGUUGGCAAGACUUUGCAAAUGAUAAAAAAUAGGAAGUUUAAAGCUAGAGCCAAAAUUGAAAUUUUAGAAGUUCUGGAAAAAUAUUCUGAUGAAUGA
Messenger RNA from Phaedon cochleariae (mustard beetle), 1809 nucleotides. The record is from the annotation of a GenBank genome assembly. NCBI's taxonomy places the organism in Eukaryota, Metazoa, Arthropoda, Insecta, Coleoptera, Chrysomelidae.